Molecule: messenger RNA, 827 nt
Organism: Chiloscyllium plagiosum (whitespotted bambooshark)
Lineage: Eukaryota; Metazoa; Chordata; Chondrichthyes; Orectolobiformes; Hemiscylliidae
Source: RefSeq, a predicted model, not a curated record
CUGUGCUUUCCCUUGGCAGUGCGCAGGCAGCCCAGUGACCGGGAGGACGAGGAGGAAGGGGGAGGAUGGCCGCGAUUCCCGGCGUCACCAUCCGGCCGUACCGCCCGGGGGACCUGCGAGAGGCCCAGAGCAUCGUGGGAACGGGGCUGAUGGGGCUUGCGCCCACCGCGUUCAGGCGUGCUGCCAGCUCCCCCUCCAACGUGGCCCUGGUGAUGGCGGUGUGCGGAGCGGCCUACGUUCUGGGCAGGUCGCUGGCCUGGGCCGCGGCGGUCGGGUUGACCGCGCUGGGGCUCCUCUACCUGCUGUGCCGGGGGCUGCUAUCCGCGUACAUCCGGGAGGUGCUGAGGACGGACAUGGCGGACAUCGAAGGCAGCUACCCGCGGCGGGAGGGCUGCGGUUUCUGGGUGGCCCAUCAGGAGGCGCCGGGUUUGGGGGGGCUGGUCGGGACGGUCGCCCUGGUGAGGGAGCCGGCGAUGCCCGGGGCGUGCCGCCUGCUGCGGCUCUCUGUGCGCCACUCGGCCCGUCGCCGGGGGGUGGCGGAGGGGCUGGUGCAGACCGCCCUGGCCUUCGCCUCCGCCCGCGGUUACCGCCGGUGCGUCCUGCAGACCUCGGUGCUCCAGCAAGCCGCCCUCAGGCUCUACCGGAAGCUGGGAUUCCGGACGGUGGCAUCGGAGCUCCCGGCCAAAUCCGCUCUCCUGAGCUACCUCACCAAGAUCACCCUGACCCACCUGGAGAAACAGCUGUGAGCGGGCACGUGGGCAAGUUCCCGGUUCACCUGGCCAGGCCCGGAGUGGGCACAGACAAUCCCUCGGGGAGGGGGCGUGGGG